AUUUAAACUCAUCGUAAUAACUCAUCGACUAUCUAUGCUCUGGCACUUCAAAUUUUAAACCUUUUUACAUACUCCUGAACUCAUCAAUUACAUGUAUGAACUUCCAAGAAUCAAGUGCAUCCCACUUUUAUACCUGAAACUCAUAAACCAACACCAACCCAAUCAAAUCCUUGCUCAGUUAAUCACCAACAAUCUCAAAUCUCCCACCUUUUUAUCCAAGCUAAUUGAGCAAUAUUGUUCUUUAUCAAACCCCCACAAACCCCGAUUAAUAUUCACUCAUUUUCACCAUCCAAAUUUAUUCCUUUUAAACACAUUAAUAAGGUGCACCAAACCUCAAGACUCUAUUCAAAUUUUUUCAACUUGGGCUUCAAAAGAUCUCUUAGUUUUUGAUGAUUUUACUUAUCUAUAUGUUCUUGGUGCUUGUGCUAGAUUGCCCUCAUUAUCAUGUUUAUGCCUAGGUAGGCAAAUACAAACCCAAGUUUUGAAAUUUGGGUUCAUGUCAAAUAGUUUAGUGUCCACUACAUUGAUUCAUUUCUAUGCAAAUAAUAGGGAUGUUAGUUCAGGUAGGAAAGUGUUCGACGAAAUGUCUAAUAGAAGUGUUGUCACUUGGAAUGCAAUGAUUACAGGGUAUAGUUCACAGAGGGAAAAGGGUAAAGAUUGCGCCUUUAAUGCUAUAUUAUUGUUUAGAGAAAUGGUGCGUGAUGUUUGUGGAGAAAACCCGAAUGACACGACUAUGGUUUCGGUUCUUUCGGCUUGUUCUCAAGUUGGAAUGCUUGAGCUUGGGGAUUGUAUUCAUGGGUAUAUAGAGAAGAUAAUAUGUAAGCCUGAAGAUGAUGUAUUCAUCGGGACGGGUUUAGUUGAUAUGUACUCAAAAUGUGGGAAUCUUGAUGGUGCUUUAAAUUUGUUUAGCAAAAUGAAGAUAAAAAAUGUGUUGACUUGGACAGCAAUGGCAACUGGCCUAGCCAUUCAUGGGAAAGGGAAAGAAACUUUGGAGCUUUUAUAUGUUAUGCUCAAAUCUGAUGUUAAACCUAAUGUUGUUACUUACACAAGCUUGUUAUCAGCUUGUUGUCAUUCAGGCCUUGUAGAUGAGGGACUUCAAUUGUUUCACAGUAUGAAGGAAAAUGGUAUUGAGCCUCGAGUGCCGCAUUAUGGCUGCGUUGUCGAUCUACUCGGCAGAGCAGGGCACUUAAAAGAAGCAUACGAGUUUAUAAUAGGGAUGCCAGUGAAGCCGGAUGACAUCCUGUGGAGGUGUUUGUUGAGUGCGUGUAAAGUUCAUGGUGAUGCUGUAUUGGGUGAGAAAGUUGCGAAGAUACUUCUUCACUCGCAGCAGCAAAAGAAUUCUGCCAAUUUGGACGAUGCUAGUGAGGACUAUGUGGCGCUGUCUAAUGUUUAUGCUUCUGCUGCAAGGUGGGAUGAUGUCGAGAUGUUACGAAAGGAAAUGAAGACGAAGCGAAUCGAAACAAAACCUGGCUCUAGUUUUGUUUAAGCCAUCGGCAGUCUAGAUUAGGAAUCACGUCGUUUCGGAAAAGAAGCUAUACAACCAUCAGUUUCUCAGAAAUUAAGAAAGUAAAAAGGUCCUAUAAGGCUAUGAUGCAUAGCCUGGGAAAAUUGUCAAUCAUAUUGAUGAAGUGUUAUUGUUCUUCUAUACAGCAAUCUGUUGUCACACAGUUAAUUGAAGGUUAAUAAUAAUAAUAGUUUAAUCCAACA
Molecule: messenger RNA, 1707 nt
Organism: Mercurialis annua (annual mercury)
Lineage: Eukaryota; Viridiplantae; Streptophyta; Magnoliopsida; Malpighiales; Euphorbiaceae
Product: pentatricopeptide repeat-containing protein At3g18970
Exons: 1
Coding region: 92-1486 (464 amino acids)
Biological process (GO): RNA modification
Molecular function (GO): protein binding; RNA binding
Source: RefSeq, a predicted model, not a curated record